AUGGACAAACCAUUCUCUCGCGACUACCAGCCUGUUUCCAGGAUGGAUUCCGAUGGCGACAACGAUGCCCCAGUAACAAGCAGACCCCAGCGUCCAGCCUUCCACUCCUUUCUCAAACGCAAUCUUGCCGCAAUCACCAUAACCGGACUCCUCCUCGUAAUGAUACUCAUGGUCCUCGCCAUAAUCGCAGCAAUCACAGUCGAACCAUUCCGCGUCCUUGUCUUGAAAGGAACAUCAUCCGCAGACCCUGCAGAUCUAAACGGAAAACGCCAGUGCCUCCCCACGACAACUCGCACAACCUACACAUGUGGAAACUCAACCGCGGAAGCCAAAGCCCUUGGCUGUGAUUACGACCCUCUUGCAGGCUGCUGGCUCCACGAAAAAUGCCCGCGAGACUUUACACACGAGUUCGCGCAUUUCAACGACGGCAAGCCCUUUGUCUAUUACUACGAUGAAGCAGCUACUCGCCAGAUGAAGGACUACGACGAAGUUGGUCGCAACCCGGAUUUCUACUGGACUUCUAUCCGAGAGCAUCUAGUUCAUUGUCUCUACCUUCUUCGGCGAGGCCAUGAUGUCCAUAUGCGGGGUGAUCGUCUGGAUACCAUGCUUGGAGAUCUUGAGCAUGUUGAUCAUUCCUCCGACCCAACAAUCCCAACCAAACACACACACGACACAACAAUCGACACAGAUCCAAGGCACAUAACCCUAGAAAUCAUCGACCUAUCCGCGCAAUCCUUACCCCUCUACGACGAAUCCGUAAUCCCAGCCAGCCUACCAGCAUCAGACCCCACACCGCAUUACAGCAAAGCUCACACGCGCGCGUGGUCUGCUCUCGUGCGCCAAUUCGACGCCUUCAUCUUCGUCACGCCGCAGUAUAACUGGAGUAUACCGGCGAGUCUGAAGAACGCGCUUGAUUACCUGUACUAUGAGUGGGUGGGCAAGCCGGCGGGUAUUGUUUCUUACGGGUCGAGGGGGUGGCGGGAAGGCGGCGGCUCAUUUGAGGGGUGUGCUUGA
This is a messenger RNA of Penicillium canescens, 1014 nucleotides long. RefSeq names its product NADPH-dependent FMN reductase. The coding region runs from base 1 to 1014 and encodes 337 amino acids. The record is from RefSeq and is a predicted model, not a curated record. Gene Ontology annotation, molecular function: oxidoreductase activity. NCBI's taxonomy places the organism in Eukaryota, Fungi, Ascomycota, Eurotiomycetes, Eurotiales, Aspergillaceae. The transcript has 2 exons.